UCUAAUGAGAACAUUGAUUGAAAUUCUGCAGCAUCAGCAAGACAAAGUAAAAAAAAUACUUCCUGCUUUGGCUAAAGAUAUAUUUAGAUAGGCUGUCUGCAGAGUCCUUAUCACAACUUAAUCUGCAGUAUCACCAGGCUUGGGCACGAAGUAUUACGUUUAAAGGCAAUGAAAGUGCUACAAAACAAGAGCUGGAUAAAAUAUCUGUCGAAAUUGGUGCCUCUUCUUUUGAAAUCGAUCACCUUUUCAGGGAAGUUGGCCAGAUCUACAAAGAGUCACAGACACCACAAGGUACUGACAAACGCUCAGCUGCUUUGCCAGGCAUCGCAGCAGAUUUGAUUGUCUCUGGGUUCCCUCUUGAACUCAUGGACGGUGAUGCCUCACAUGUCCCUCUCUCUUGGAUCAGCACGGUUUUGGACAAAGUGAUUGAGAAAAUCGGAGACAAAAAGCUGUUUGUCCUCUCCAUCCUGGGUAUGCAAAGCAGUGGCAAGUCCACGCUGCUGAAUGCCAUGUUCGGUCUCCAGUUCCCUGUGGGUGCUGGGAGAUGCACCCGAGGCGUUUACAUGCAGUUGGUGAGGGUGGAGGAAGAGUUAACCACAGCUGGGAUUUGACUUUGUGUUGAUAGUCGACACAGAAGGGCUCCGAGCCCCAGAGCUAUCAAAUGCGACACCCACUCAUGCCAAUUAGCUGGCUACGUUUGUGAUCGGCCUUGGCAACGCGACUGUGAUCAACAUUUUUGGAGAGAAUCCAUCAGAGAUGCAAGACAUUCUACAGAUCGCUGUGCAGGCGUUUCUGAGAAUGAGGCAGGUUAAGUUGUCACCGAGCUGCGUGUUUGUGCAUCAAAACGUAGGAGAUGUGACCGCUCAAGACAAUAACGAAGAUGGCAGGAGACGCCUUCAGGAGAAACUCGAUGAGAUGACACGCUUUGUCGGUCAGCAGGAGCAGUGCGAUGUUGAUUCUUUUGACGAGGUGAUCCGGUUUGACGUGGACUCCCACAUCCAUUACUUCGCUCAUCUUUGGGAGGGAAAUCCUCCAAUGGCUCUGACAAAUCCAAGCUACUGCCAAAAUGUUCAAGAUAUUAAAAAAAUGUUACUCAACAUUGCUAAAAGAGAACGCAACGUCGUAAAGAUAUCAGCGUUCAAAGCACGAAUUCAGGAUCUAUGGACGGCUUUGCUCUCAGAAAACUUCGUGUUUAGCUUCAAGAACACUCUAGAGUUCGCAACUUAUAGCAAACUGGAAGAAAUGUAUGGGAAAUGGACUUGGAGUCUGAGGAGUUAUCUUAUUCAAGAGGAGAAUAAUAUGUAUAAAAGAAUUAACAACCGUCCAGACGUAACUUCUCAUUUUAAUUGCUCAUAUAUUGAGCAAAGCGUUUUGCCACAAUACAACGAGAUCAGGAAAGAAAUUGAAACAUAUUUCAAUGGAAAUGAUGCUGAAUUGUUGAGUCAAUGGAAAGCGAACUUCGUAAAAAGAUUUGAAGCAAUUAAGGAUGAGCUUGUGACUGAUACUUACAAAAAAUGUACUGAUCUGAUGAAGCAAAAGAUUGCUCUGAACAAACUAGAUCAAAAUAGAUCACGCUAUGAUGAUCAGCUGAUGAAGAAGAGCAAGGAUUUGGCUUCAGAACUGAAAACUACUGCACAUAAAGAUAUCCAAUUGGAGAAAGAGUUCGAUAAAAUGUGGGAAGAAUGGACCAAUGAAGUAAGAAAAAGCAUUAUCCCACCUGGAAAAGUAGAUUUUAGAAUUCAAGUACAAAAAUCACUGCAGGAGAAGUUUAAAAGUGAAACUGUAUCCAUGUUUACAACAAGUUAUGAAGAUACAUCAUUCGUGUUUUCUCAUGAAGAGCAUGUCGUGAUUAAACGAAAACAAUAUUGGAAACCGGUAACCCUAGUAGCUCAAUAUUUACAAACCAGUUAUCCACAGGAGAAGAAUAUGGUCAAAAGAAUAACAGAAAAUGCAGAACAUGCUGGCAGGAAAAUGAUUGAAGUUCUUGAAAAUCGGAAGCUUGGUUACAAUGAAACCAAUAUACAUGAAGUAAUACAAGCUGUGCUGACAGCUGUAGAUGCUGGUGUAAAUGAUACAGCUUCUAGUUACAAUGUAACAUUGAAGCUCACAAAUAGGUAUAAGCUAGAUUUAGUAAUGCACAUUUUGGCAAAGGCUGAAGGGAGGUUUCAUAAAUUACAGAAUGAUUUCCACAGGGCAAAUGAUCCUCUAAUAUACAUCAGCAGCAAGAAAGAAGAUUACUUUAACAGCUUUAAAAUUCGAUACGAAGGAGCAACAAACACCACAAUCUUUGCUGACACUUUGUGCAGCAAACUUAAAACAGCCAUGCACCAGGCAGUCUGUGACAAAGCCAGAAUUGACAUUGCAAGCAAAAUUAAGUCUGAAUGUCCGGAAUUCAAUGGCAAUCGAUCAAAUUUAGAAAAGUACAUCAUGAUACAUUUAGCAGAGAAGGAACUAUUUCGGGAAUAUAAUUUAUACAUUGAUACACCAAACAUAUAUUUUGAAAAAUACAUUUCAGAAUAUGUUGAAGAAUAUUGCUCAGCAGAUCAAAAUAAGAUCAUUGGUACAAUAUUACGAUCAUGUCUUGAGCUUUACGGAAACUAUGUUUUUCAUGCAAUUAUUUAUGCAUCAACAGCUGUCCAAAGAAACAACGGCGAUGCAUCAUCGUGGCUGGAAGAAUUUCAUAAACAGCUUGACAACAGAAUCCAUUUACCAAGGCAGAGUCUGGUUAGAGCUCACUACAAAGACAUUGAUGACAUCGCCUACUUUGGAGAUGAACUUACCAAAUCAUUCAGAACCAUGGUGGCACAGUUGAACGAACAAUAUUCUAAAGCAUCCUUACAAGAUUUAGAAGACGGAAGGAACACACCUCAUGACAUGCUGCGUGAACAGAUGAGUGGGUGCUGGGUGCAGUGCCCAUUCUGUAAAGCCAUCUGCACAAACACGAUACCAAAUCAUAAGGACCACAGCGUUCAGAUUCAUCGGCCACAGGGAGUGAAUGGUAUACAUUGGUGUAACACGAGUUAUUUUGUCAUUGAUAGUUGUACAAGUUUAGUUGACAGUAACUCCAUGUUAACGCUUCCAGAAGGCAAGAACAUACCAUACAAGAAUUAUCGUGCAGCAGGGCCAGAAUAUGAAAGUUGGAGCAUCACGCCAGUCUUAACUGAGCAGCCAUAUUGGAAAUGGUUUGUCUGCAAAUUUAAGUCGGACCUAGAGAAGCUUCACAUUUUGCAAUUCGAAGGCAGUGGUGCCAUUCCAGAGAGCUGGAAAAAAAUUACAAGGGAAGAGGCGAUUGCAGACUUGCGGAAAAUUUUAUUUUGAACACUAUUGAUACGUUAACAAAUGGGAACAAUUGCUGAAUUUAAACUCAGUUUGUCCUUUCCUUUUUUGUAUUUUACAUAUACUUUUAUGUACAGUAAUCCAUUUAAUCUCUAUCAUCUGACAAAAGUGCCUUUAAGUUUAUAUUCACAAUUAAUGGGAAUGAUAUAUCUGUUGUAGUUCUCUCAUCGUAAAUAUCAUAAUUAACAAUGGCAUAAGACUGAAUUGCAGUAACUUUAUCAUUGGGUAGCACCAUUCGGCCAAUACAUUGUCAUAGAUAAUGUCAGUUAGUCGAUAGAGAUGAUGUUGAUGAAUGUUGAGAUUAGUCAACAUAGGGAUGGGACUUUAGAUCUUGGAUUGCUUCGUGCUUCGAAAGGAAACCACCUCCACGUUUGCCAAAUUGGAAGAAAACGCUCUGGAAUUUCACUGAGUUGCUCGGACUUGUCGUGUUUAACAUCCAUUCAUAAUUCUCGUAAAUGGCACCCCUUCCAUUCACAAAUAACCUAACUUACUUAGUUAUCUUAAUAUGUUACGUGAACACACUGCUCUCGGCUGACCACAAUAUACCGACAGACCUCAAACAUCGUGAUUGAUCAUUUAAGCGCUAUCCAGGCUCAACCUACUCAUUGUCUUAGAUAUGUUCAAAAGAUAAAAACGUAGUUUUACAAGAUGCGAAGUGAAAACACAGGAGCCUGCAUUGUAAAGAUAACUUUACUGUAGGGCAUUACGUAGUUUAGCAAUUAUGCAAACGUGCCAUUGUAAAAAAAAAAUCACUUCUUCUUGGUUCUUUCUUUCGGUAAAGUAACGUGACUUUACCAAAAGAACCAAGAAGAUGAAUCCCUGCAGUCACGAAAGCUUUAAAUCGAAAUUUAAUUUGUAACUUGUUUAUAUAAAAAUCGUAAGGUUCCCAUUGUUGAUUGUCGCGUUCAUAAUCACACAAACAAGGCGAGUAAAUACUCACACCUAAUUUUCUCCCCCAUGAUGCACAUGUACCAUUGUGUUGUACUACGUCUUGAGAUGCAUGGCAUUUAGACGCUGUAUAAAUACAAACUCCAUUGUCAUAAAAUAAAAAUAUUUAAAAAUGAGGAAUUAUGGUUACAGUCAAGGACCCGACCAAUCUCCUUCAUUUUCCACAUUGCAUAAAAUUCGCACCACUUUGCCACAUUCAGUUACAAGCUUCUGCCAUUGGAAUGUAGAUGUUACGUUGCUGGCUUAAGGUUUUAAAAUAGAUAUGAGGCGAUGAUUGGAUGUUAUUAUCACCCUGCUCUAGUUUGAAAGAGAAAACUUUGCCACUUUUUUUGAAAACAAUCUAAAUGAGUUUACAUGAACGUGGCCCUGUCACCGUGCGAGAUUUCAAUUAUUAUCGACAAAUCUUAAGCCGUUUCGAAUCGCAUCGUGAAAAAAGCAUCAUGGCAAACCGAUUCGUAUUUGUCAGUGUUGGGCCUCGAAAGCCAAUCACUUGUAAUUAAAUUAGUCCCCGCGGUGAAUACAAACAUUAUGUAAGCGUGGUGAAUUGUAAUUGUGCAUAAUCAGAUGACUCUCUAGACUAGUUUGCUUGACUUUUAAUGUUUUUGAUGAUUUAACAUAAUGUUUAGAUAUUUGUCUUAACAUUAAUUAACGAUAACAUGCAUCUAAUUGUGUUUCUCAUGAUGCUAAUGAUUGGCGUUAUCUUGAUAUGCAGUUAAUGUCGUCUGUGGGGUAUUGCUGAUGCAUGUAAC
This is a messenger RNA of Lethenteron reissneri (Far Eastern brook lamprey), 5033 nucleotides long. Its product is annotated as interferon-induced very large GTPase 1-like. The record is from RefSeq and is a predicted model, not a curated record. Lineage: Eukaryota; Metazoa; Chordata; Hyperoartia; Petromyzontiformes; Petromyzontidae. Gene Ontology annotation, molecular function: GTP binding.